GCCGAGUGACCGGUUAGGAAAUUAUUCACCAGAACAACCACCUCCGUUAAGCGCGAUUCGGCGACCUGAUGAAAAAUCCAACGGUAUUUAUCCCAUCAUCCAUCUGCACCUUGACUCUUCUAGCCAUGAAUAUAUCUUGGCUAGUAAAACGGGAACACAACAUCCAUGGAUUAGCUUGAGCGGGCCGCUCCGAUCAGAAGGCCGCGCGCGCUUAAACAUACCGUCUUCGAUGAUAAUCAGGUACUUUCUUGAAUCUAUCGGAGAAUAUUCGAGAUACAUUCCCUAGAAAACUCAUUUAAAAUUACACUUUCACAGAAUAAUCGGAGAAAAUUGUCCUAUAAAAAUCGACCAUUCACGGACCCAAGAAGAGCCUUAUCCCUUUGUAUUAAUGGCCGCAAUUCAUGUAAUAUGGUCUCACGACGCAUCGACGUUCCUGGUUGGUUCCUCUAUGUAGACCUCGGAGGACGAUGUUCAUGCAACUUCCUAAUCUUGAUUCGUAGCCAGUAUGCAUGUGACGCAAUCCUUGGGCAGCUAGACGUUGUGUGAGUGAAUAUGUUAUGCGAUUAUCUACUUGGUAGAACACUUCUAGUUCCUCGUCAGCCAAGAUAUUCUAAGAACUAUCAACUACCUACGAUCUUGAACAAUCGCAUUCUAAGUCCGAGUUGGGUGGAUUAUGGAAACAAAGAGUUAUACAAGUCUAGAUCGCGGAAACGUCUUGAAGACCUUGGAGUCUCGAUUAUCAGCGAGCCACAGCACCGUUCAAGGUCCACAGGUUCAGCUCUUCCGCGUCAAUUCACCCUCUCCCACGGCAUCACCGAACCCUACAAUGCCACACUGGAGGCCUGACGAACAGGUUUCUCCUGAAAUCCCACGAAAAGAUGCAUGCACAACAACACCCUCCGAGCAUCUCAUCCAGUCGUAUAAUAAACGGAUUCAAGUCAUGCAAGCGGUCAUCAACCAACUACGCUCAGCAGGAAAGGAUCGCCAGGACGUAGAACUGGACCUCAAGAAAACGCGCGAAGAGCUUGAUAGGGCGAACGCAAGGAUCAACGAUCUCGAAGCUGAACUCGAGCAAGGUGCAGGAGAGCUCAAAACUGCGAUCAAGCAACGUGACGCGGCUAUUGAACACAACAAUAGGUAUCAUAUAGAGGCCGAAGAAGCUGAUAAGAAAUGCCGCGAACUUGAGCAUAUUAAUAGGCGUCUUAUGGGCAUCCAAGAGGGUUGCGAAUACGCCUGUAACGAUGUCAUCCGCAUUCAUAACGUCAUCUGGGGCUCUCAGCCCAUCUACGAUGAGUCCCUCAACAAACGGCUCCUAGAAUAUGCCUCUCAAGGAUUCAGCUUUACUACCACAUGCGACUUCAUCAACUACGAUGUAAGGCCUGGUGAAAGGAGGACACUGGUUGUUGCGUAUUCGAAAUUCCCUGAUGGCCCGAUGCGCUGGCUUGUUGUUGAUGAGAGCCAUGGAGGGGAGUUUGAUCUUCGAUGAAUAAUAGCCUUAGUCAAUACCUAGUCCUCCCCUGAUUGCUAAGUUAUUUACCCAGGCAACGAAGAGAAUCCCCUUAUAAGCAAUUAAUAUGUGAGCAAAACAGU
Messenger RNA from Annulohypoxylon maeteangense, 1590 nucleotides. RefSeq lists its product as uncharacterized. The record is from RefSeq and is a predicted model, not a curated record. The transcript has 3 exons. The coding region runs from base 674 to 1486 and encodes 270 amino acids. NCBI's taxonomy places the organism in Eukaryota, Fungi, Ascomycota, Sordariomycetes, Xylariales, Hypoxylaceae.